Molecule: messenger RNA, 3372 nt
Organism: Guillardia theta CCMP2712
Lineage: Eukaryota; Cryptophyceae; Pyrenomonadales; Geminigeraceae
Exons: 9
Coding region: 1-3372 (1123 amino acids)
Biological process (GO): tRNA export from nucleus; rRNA processing
Cellular component (GO): small-subunit processome; CURI complex; UTP-C complex
Source: RefSeq, a predicted model, not a curated record
AUGGCAGGCAAGAAGAGAAAAACGGAAGGAGGAGGAGGAGGAGGAGGAGGAGGAUCUUCAUCAGCAACAGCCGUAGAGCCAGCAAAGAAUCCAGGGUUGUCCUUGAUUGACGACGAUGACAUGGAAGAGGAAGAGAACAGAGUGACUGUCGAUCAGGAAGCGGGGGAGGAAGACUCGUCUUCGGAUGGUGGGGAGGAGUUGGAGGACGACAAGGUCGAGGAGAGCAAGUCCAGGGAUAAGCUAUGGGAUGAUCCAACGCACGAUGAGAUGAAGGGUUUGAAAGAGACAGAGCUCCUCUACAAAUCCUCCCUCCUUCGACUGGAGAUGAACGAGCUGCAGUCGGAGGUCGAGGUAGACUACACGAAGCUGGGGCCGCUUGAGGACUGGCUGCACUCCUUCAAGAGCUUCCUCGAGAAGAUCCCGCGGUCCACAAUCAAGGACAAGGGUCUUGAUGCUCUCUACACCGUCAAGGGACAGCAGUUCCAGUUCCUUCCCCCUACUCAGGUGGAGCUGGUCGGGUCGUUCCUGCUGAGGACGCUGGUCAAGCCCGACCUGAAUGUCGACAUGGCGGUGGAGAUGCCGGCCGACUGCCUUCACGCCAAAGACUUCCUCAACGGAAGGUUCAUGUACAAGCGCAACAUGUACCUCUCCCACAUCGCCAAGGCCCUAGGCUCGUCGGGGAACAACCUGGUCGAGUCUGUGAGCUUUUCACGGUCGGGCUACCACAGGGGUCAGCUGGUCCUCGUCCUCAAGCCCCGGGCCCUUGCAGGGCUGAGCGCCAAGUUCCUUGUCAAGCUCUUCGUCUGCCCUCCCGCUGACUUCUUCCCCCUUCAGCGCUUCCGCCCGACCCGCAACAACUUUCGCAGCCAGGACGGAGACAUCGCCCUAGAGCCCCCGACGCCGCACUACAACGCGCUGAUGGCAGAGCAGCUGCGGCUCCUUCCUCAUCUCCAUGUGCUGCAUGCUGAGUUCUCGAGGUGCCAGGCGCUGGUUGACGCGGCCCUCCUGCUCAAGGUAUGGGUGCGGCAGCGGUGCUUGGACAGCGCGUGGGACGGGCUCAACGGGUUCAUGCUCUCGAUGCUGCUGGUGUACCUCGUUCAGAACCGAACCAUCUCGCGGGGGAUGAGCAGCUACCACAUGCUUCGAGCCGCCUUCGUCUUCCUCUCCAAGCGGGAGAACCUCGAGAGUGGAGUUCACCUGACCCCGACCGAGGAGGCCAAGAUUUCAGUGGAGGAGGCGAUGGAGGAGUUCAGGGGCAGGUACCCAGCGGUCCUGCUGGACCAGUCGCUUGCUGUCAACGUGCUGAGCCGCCUCUCUCACUCCGCCGUCUCUGAGCUCACGCACGAGGCCCGUGCUGCCCUCCUCUGCCUCGAACACGACCUCCGCGAUGGCUUCAGCCCGCUGAUGCUGACCCGCGUCUCUCUUCUCUGCAAGUACGACGAGAUCCUGGUGAUAGAGCUGGAGGAGGUGGAGGAGGAUGCGAGCGGGGAGAGGCUGGGUGGAGGAGAGUGGAAGGAGGCGAUCGGGUUCAACAAAGAGCCGGGGAUGUCAAACGCGCAGGCUGUGGAGAAGGCAGUGCUCUCUGUGCUCGACAAGGCCCUAGGGGACCGCAUGCACUUUGCUCGAGUCCUUCCAGAUCGAACAGAGGAGGCGAACAUGUUUCUCUCAGAGAAGAUCGCCGGGAAACGGGGAGGCAACAGCGUCCUGCAGGACAGCUUCGAGACGUUGGAGGAGGCAGGGGGGAGGAGCGGGUGGGCAGCGAGCGGGAGGAGGAGGAUCUUUGUGGGCAUGCUACUCAAUGAGGAGACCAGCACGAGAAAGAUCGACCGAGGGCCCUCGGCUGACGAUGCGAAUGCUGCGAAAGAGUUUCGGAAGUUCUGGGGUAACAAGUCCGAACUUCGAAGGUUCAAGGACGGAUCCAUCCAGGAGACCCUGUCGUGGGACGAGGCUGAGCGAGCCGGCGGGAGGAACGCCAUACCCUCCGCCAUCGCCGCCUACGCGCUGAAGCGACACAUCCCAGAGCUCCGAUCCUCCCGCGUCCUUGGCAUCGCCGGCUCUUCGGAGGAGAUCUUGAAGCAGCAAGGGGAAGGGAGCUUUGGGCGCUGGAGGGAGGAGGAAGUAGCCUCCUCCUCCUCCUUCAACGUCAUGGACAAGCUUGCCAAGACCAUGAUGUCCAUCAGUCCCUCCAAGCUUCCUCUCCCCGUCCUCUCCCUCCAGCCUCUCUCCACCAGGGUCAGAGGCCUCGGAGCCCUCGACGUCUCCGUCCACCCACUGGCGUUCAAGGUGGGGCCGGAGGAAGGGAGCAAGAAGCGCAAGCGGCAGGAGGAGGCGCGACUUCGGCUGAACGCUGAGAGCAUCGACUGUGUACUGCAGCUGCAGGAGAGCGGGAAAUGGCCGGACGAGGUGGAGGCCAUGAGGACCCUGACCUCGGCCUUCUACCUCCAGAUGGCAAGGUGUCUCAACGAGAUGGAGAGCAGCUCCUUCGUUGCCAAGGCCUUCUCUGACCACCUGCAGGUUCUUGGCAACGGGUAUGCAUUUCGUCUAUACAUUUGGAACAACCGAGAAGUGAAGCUGCUCAAGGCCAUGGGCGAGAAGGCAGAGGCAAUCAUGCUCGAGGAAGAGUUCUUUCACCGACCACAGCACGUGGCCUCCCUCGUCGCUGUCUCUCAGAAGUUCCCAGCCAUGCCCGGAACCCUCCGUCUCUGCAAGCGCUGGGUUGCUUCCUCCUUCCUCUCCACUGAAGUCGUCGACCUCGAGUUCGACUCAAACCCGAUGACCAACGAGCUCUACAAGGAGUGUGUCGACGCAGCAGAGGACAAGGGGGGAGUGCGAUGGGUGUCCAAGUGUCUCAGCAAGAUGGCGUGGAGGAGGAGCAUAACGCUUGCGAGGGAGGCGCUGAAGAAAAUCAGCCGGAGGGUCUGCGAGGGGAGGGAGGGCGUCCUCCAGCAGGCCUACCGGCGCAACAUCAGCAGCUACGACGUCGUGCUCUGGGUCAAGAGCGGCAAGUCGCUCGAGAAGUCACAGCUGGGGGAGAACCUUCUGGUCGGCUUCUGCCCUCUCACUUGCCUGUUACAAGAGCUGAAGGAGAAGUAUGGGAGGUUUGCAGUCUUCUGGGGAGACACUCUGAGAGGAGACUGCAUCGUCGUUCUCUGGUCCCCUGCCAUGGCGGCGGGGGGGCAACUCACCGUCGCUCACGCCUCCAACACCUUCCCGCUCUCCCUCAUCAAGGGCGCAAGGGAUGCUGGGGAGGGGAAGGAAGAGGACAAGGAAGUUAUCCCGGACUACCUGUCAAUGCUGUGCGGCUUCAAGAGGGUGGGAGAAGGGCUCGUGAGCAAGGUAGAGGUUCUUGCAGGAGCUCGGGUUGUGCCGUAA